Exaiptasia diaphana is the source of this 1164-nucleotide messenger RNA. RefSeq names its product L-galactose dehydrogenase. Lineage: Eukaryota; Metazoa; Cnidaria; Anthozoa; Actiniaria; Aiptasiidae. The transcript is spliced from 11 exons. The record is from RefSeq and is a predicted model, not a curated record. Bases 96 to 1145 code for a protein of 349 amino acids. Gene Ontology annotation, cellular component: cytosol. Gene Ontology annotation, molecular function: L-galactose dehydrogenase activity.
UGUGUAGCUAAAAUUUUAAGAUGGCGGACAUGAAAUGCUUAUUUACUCGUGUUUAUUAAACUGUUUCUGCUCUGUAUAAGGACUUUCAAGUUGUGAUGAGUUUUCCUGAUACCUACGUAAGAGGAUUUCAUAACGAAUCUCUGGUCUUAAACAUGAAAUAUCGUCCCCUUGGUAAGACCGGACUACAAGUUUCAACACUUAGUUUCGGUGCAUCAUCUCUUGGCAGUGUCUUCAGAAAGACUGAUGAUUCAGAAUCCAUCCAGGUUGUCCAAGAAGCAGUAAAAUCUGGUAUCAAUCUCAUUGACACAGCACCAUGGUAUGGACAUGGAAAAUCAGAGCAAGUAUUGGGCCAGGCUCUUAAAGGAAUUCCAAGAAAUGCAUACACUCUGACAACCAAGGUUGGGCGUUAUCUGCCAGAAGUUGAUAAACAAUUUAAUUUUAGUGCUGAAAGGGUUACUAAGAGUGUGGAUGAGAGUUUGGAAAGACUUGGRYUAGACUACAUUGACAUUAUACAGGUUCAUGAUAUUGAGUUUGCAGAAUCAUUAGAUUUAAUCAUCUCAGAAACCCUACCAGCUCUACAAAAGAUAAAGGAASAGGGCAAAGUAAAGUUUAUUGGAAUCACUGGAUAUCCUUUGGAACAAUUCAGAACUGUUAUUGAGAAAUCCCAAGUGGCAAUAGAUACAGUGUUGACAUAUUGCAGAUGCACAAUGCAUGAUACUCAACUUUUAGAAUAUCUUCCUUUCUUUGAGGAACAUGGAGUUGGUGUCAUAAAUGCUUCUCCUAUAUCUAUGGGRCUGCUAUCUAACCGUGGACCACCAUCUUGGCAUCCAGCUACCCAGAAAACAAGAGAAAAAUGCAAAGAAGCUUCUGUGUAUUGUCAGAGUCAAGGUGUGGACAUCUCCAAACUUGCCAUGCACUUCACACUAAACAAGGAAUCAAUUCCCACUACUUUAGUCAGUACAGCAAGUCUGGAAAAUCUUAGAAAAAAUAUUGCUGCAGUUGAUGAAGAGCUAACUACAAAAGAGYGUGAUGUGCUUGACCAUGUUGUCUACAAUAUUUUCAAGCCAUGUGGAAACUUAUCCUGGGAAGGUAUUGAAGUUACUGCUUAUAGAGAGAAACUUAAGCAAAUCACAAGCUCUCAGUAGAAUUAAGGACUUUUGGAGC